GAAAGUGUUUUAAGUGCAACCCCAUAAUGAGCAUCGUGAAGAUAGGAGAAUAAAAAGGGGGGGGGAAGAAGUUUAGCUUCUCGAUUACGAAUCGAUGAUUAAGAUAAGGCUAAACUGUUACUACUGUAGGUAGGUAAGAGAAAAAAAAAAGGAAGGAAAAAAAAGAUAGGCAUCGAGUUAUGUUAUCGCAAUUGAAGGAAUCCAGUUUCAGCAUUCCAUUUGCAAGAUUACAUUCAGACAGCGCAAGCAACCUUACCUAUAAGCAUCUAUCUAAUAGACACUGAGGUGUGCGUACAUUUUCCAGAGAAGGGUUUCAUCGAUCAAAAAGUAGCAUUCCCCCUAAUUGAUCAAUCAAUCAAUCACGCGAACGCAUAUCAUAUCCAAUAUGUGCAACACGCCGCUCCACGCCUUCCUCGCGGCUCUCCCCAAAGCCGAGCACCACAUGCACCUGGAAGGCUCCCUCGAGCCGGAACUCCUCUUUGAGCUGGCCGCCAAGAACCGCAUCACGCUGCCCUUGUCCAGCGACGCGGCCUUCGCCUCGCCAGCGUCGCUACGCGCGCGCUACGAGGCCUUCCAGAACCUCGACGACUUUCUUGGCUACUACUACAUCGGCAUGUCCGUUCUCGUCGACGCCGCCGACUUCGAGGCCCUCGCGUACGCGUACUUCGCCAAGGCCGCCUCCCAGGGCGUCCGCCACGCCGAGGUCUUCUUCGACCCCCAGGCCCACACGGACCGCGGCGUCGAGCUCGCCACCAUCGUCGGCAGCGUGAGGAAGGCCCAGGACAGGGCCGAGGCGGACUUCGGCCUGAGCUCGGAGCUCAUCAUGUGUCUGCUGCGCCACCUGCCCCUUUCCAGCGCCCUGGAGACGUUCAAGCACGCGAACGACGCGGGCUACUUCAAGGACGGCACGCUUGCGGCGAUAGGCAUGGAUUCGUCCGAGAAGCCGUUCCCGCCGCCGCUGUGGAAGGAUCUCUUCGCUGCGGCGGAGGGGCUGGGCAUUCGCCGGACCAUCCACGCCGGAGAGGAGGGGCCGCCGCUCUACGUCACGCAGUCCCUCGACGUGCUGCAUGCGCAGCGCAUAGACCACGGCGUCCGCGCCCUGACGGAAGGCGACGACGCGUUGGUCGCGCGGCUGGUCGCUUCCAAGACGCUGCUGACCAUGUGCCCGAUAUCGAACGUGAAGCUGAACUGCAUCCCGUCGAUUGCUGCGUUCCCGCUCAGAAGGCUUAUUGAGACCGGAGUGAGGUUCAGCAUCAACAGCGAUGACCCGGCUUACUUUGGGGGUUACAUACUUGAGAACUACUGCGCACUUCAGGAUGUGUUUGACUUGAGUGUUAGGGAAUGGGAGACUAUUGCGAAGGGCUCUAUUGCGGGAAGUUGGUGUUCUGAGGAGAGAAAGGCCCAGUUGUUCUUGGAGAUUGAUGAUGUUGUCCAUGCAUAUGUGAUGGAAAAUGAAGAGCAAUAGAUUAGCUGAAGAAGUUUAAAUAGUAAUUGAACCUACUUGUUCGAUACCACCAGGAUUAGUGGAUGACUAGAAGAUUCUCAAA
Hypoxylon fragiforme is the source of this 1547-nucleotide messenger RNA. RefSeq names its product adenosine deaminase. Gene Ontology annotation, cellular component: cytosol; nucleus. Gene Ontology annotation, biological process: adenine catabolic process; hypoxanthine salvage; purine ribonucleoside monophosphate biosynthetic process. Gene Ontology annotation, molecular function: adenine deaminase activity. NCBI's taxonomy places the organism in Eukaryota, Fungi, Ascomycota, Sordariomycetes, Xylariales, Hypoxylaceae. The transcript has a single exon. Bases 386 to 1465 code for a protein of 359 amino acids. The record is from RefSeq and is a predicted model, not a curated record.